AUGGGAUCUACCAACAUGACAUAUCUGAACCCUAUGACAGUGACUCUGAUUGGGAUCCCUGGACUAGAGCAUGUGCAGUUUUGGAUUGGAUUUCCCUUCCUUGGUGUAUGCCUGGUGGCUCUGCUGGGGAAUAUCUUCUUGUUAAUCAUCAUCCCUACAGAACGCAGUCUUCACCAACCCAUGUACAUCUUCCUGGCAGUGCUGGCAGUCACUGAUCUAGGUCUCUGUGUAGCCAUUGCUCCAAAGAUGUUGACCAUCUUCUGGUUUGGCUCUUGUUCCAUGGCUUUUGAUGCUUGCCUUACCCAACUCUUCUUCAUCCAUGCCUUGCAGGGUAUGGAAUCUGGAAUCCUGUUGGCCAUGGCCUUUGAUCGCUAUGUUGCCAUCUGUGAUCCUUUGAGGCACACAGCCAUCCUCACACCUCUUUUCUUAGUUCAGGUGGUACUGAUGAUGGCAAUUCGGGCAACAGUGCUUGUUGGGAUUUUACCCAUUUUACUUAAACGGGUGCACCUUUUCCAAUCUGUGGUUAUUCUUCAUUGCUACUGUGAACACAUGGCUGUGGUCAAGCUGGCUGAAGAAGAUGUCCGUAUUAACAAAUCAUAUGGGCUUUUUGUGGCUUUUGCAAUUCUAGGUUUUGACAUGAUCUUUGUCUUCAUCUCCUACAUUUUGAUUUUUUGGGCUGUUUUUCAUCUUCCCCAGAAGGAGGCACGACUCAAAGCAUUCAACACCUGUACUUGCCAUAUUGUUAUCUUCCUGGAAUUUUAUAUCCUUGCUUUUUUUUCCUUCUUCAGCCACCGUUUUGGACAUGUAUCAUCCUAUGCCCAUAUUCUAUUGUCUACCAUCUAUCUUCUUGUGCCCCCUGCCCUUAAUCCCAUUGUGUAUGGUAUGAAGACCAAAGAGAUCCGUAGGCGGUUGAUCAGAUUUGUAUUCUGA
Rhinolophus ferrumequinum (greater horseshoe bat) is the source of this 930-nucleotide messenger RNA. RefSeq names its product olfactory receptor 52A1. Gene Ontology annotation, cellular component: membrane. Gene Ontology annotation, biological process: G protein-coupled receptor signaling pathway. The record is from RefSeq and is a predicted model, not a curated record. The transcript has a single exon. Bases 1 to 930 code for a protein of 309 amino acids. Gene Ontology annotation, molecular function: G protein-coupled receptor activity; olfactory receptor activity. Lineage: Eukaryota; Metazoa; Chordata; Mammalia; Chiroptera; Rhinolophidae.